Piliocolobus tephrosceles (Ugandan red Colobus) is the source of this 1453-nucleotide messenger RNA. It is a transcript of the gene UPF3B, whose product is annotated as UPF3B regulator of nonsense mediated mRNA decay. The coding region runs from base 1 to 1098 and encodes 365 amino acids. Gene Ontology annotation, biological process: positive regulation of translation; nuclear-transcribed mRNA catabolic process, nonsense-mediated decay. Gene Ontology annotation, cellular component: cytoplasm; nucleolus. Gene Ontology annotation, molecular function: mRNA binding. The transcript has 9 exons. The record is from RefSeq and is a predicted model, not a curated record. NCBI's taxonomy places the organism in Eukaryota, Metazoa, Chordata, Mammalia, Primates, Cercopithecidae.
AUGGCUGGGUCAUAUGGUCAGGAAUAUCCUGCUAUAGUAGAAUUUGCACCUUUUCAAAAAGCUGCAAAAAAGAAGACUAAGAAAAGAGAUACCAAAGUCGGGACUAUCGAUGAUGAUCCAGAAUAUAGAAAGUUUUUGGAAAGUUAUGCCACAGAUAAUGAGAAAAUGACAUCUACUCCAGAGACACUGCUAGAGGAAAUAGAAGCAAAAAAUAGAGAAUUAAUAGCUAAAAAGACAACCCCACUUUUGAGCUUCCUGAAAAACAAGCAGAGAAUGAGAGAAGAAAAGAGAGAAGAAAGAAGGAGGAGAGAAAUAGAAAGAAAAAGACAAAGAGAAGAAGAGAGGAGGAAAUGGAAAGAAGAGGAGAAACGAAAAAGGAAAGAUAUAGAAAAGUUAAAGAAGAUAGACAGAAUUCCAGAAAGGGAAAAAUUAAAGGAUGAACCAAAGAUUAAGGUACACAGGUUUCUGUUACAAGCUGUGAAUCAGAAAAAUCUGCUCAAGAAGCCAGAAAAAGGAGAUGAAAAAGAAUUGGACAAAAGAGAAAAAGCCAAGAAAUUGGACAAAGAGAAUCUCAGUGAUGAAAGAGCCAGUGGGCAAAGUUGUACAUUGCCCAAGCGUUCUGAUAGUGAACUUAAAGAUGAAAAACCAAAGAGACCUGAAGAUGAGAGUGGUAGAGACUACAGGGAGAGGGAACGGGAAUAUGAACGAGAUCAGGAGCGCAUUCUUCGAGAAAGAGAGAGGCUGAAGCGGCAAGAAGAAGAGCGCCGUAGGCAGAAGGAGCGCUAUGAGAAAGAGAAGACUUUUAAGAGAAAAGAAGAAGAAAUGAAAAAAGAGAAAGACACACUUCGGGAUAAAGGAAAGAAGGCUGAAAGUACAGAAUCAAUAGGCAGCUUAGAAAAAACUGAAAAGAAAGAAGAAGUGGUCAAGAGAGAUCGAAUAAGAAACAAGGAUCAUCCAGGGAUGCAGCUUUACCAUCCAGGAGCUCGAAGCCGACGUCGAUUCUGGUGCCCUGAUGGCAGCACCAAGUCUGGAGAUUCAGCAGCAGAAAGGAAGCAGGAAAGUGAUAUUAACCAUAGAAAAGAAGGAGGAGAGGAGUGAUAAGUCCAGAUGGCCUUAGGUGUCCUGACUGUCUAGGCAGCCAAAGAGCACACGUUAAGCAACCCAGAAGUGCCUUCAGGGCAAAGAAUAGAGAGAAAGGGGGUUGCUGUGCUGGUGAGGUACACUGCAGAGGAGUACGUUUUACGUCAAAGCAGGAAUCUGAUCAGAGGUUUGAAUUGGAAGUACAAUUUCAUUGCUUUUGCAAUUUCUACAAAUUAAUUUUAGUCUCAGAAAAAGCUAAUGGCGAGGACAUGCAUUGCAGUUUGCAGGGGGAAAUGUCAAGUGAGGACUUCAUCACAUAUGACACGAGAGAAAAGUAAGAGCUGGUUCUAAAAUCAAAAGCUGUUGUUCAUCC